UGGUGUGGGAACAAUUCCAAUCAACCUUUCAAAAUGCGCUCGCAGAAGCAAGUCGAAUGCCGGCUAUUUCUGCGCAAGGGGAUGAGAUCCAAAUUGAAGGAGAAGGGCCGAUUGGGUGCCUCGCAGCUUGUGCCAAUGCGUGUCUUGCACAUUUGCUGCGAACUAGCUCUACACCGGCAUUGGCUUUUCCACAAUCAACCGAACUCUUCGUGGCAAUUGCACACUCCUUUCAAGAGAUAUGUCAGAGCCCCCAUCGGGUCAUUCGGGCUUUUGCAAUGGAACCAAUCUUCUCCCUGCAUAAAACACUGGUGCAGCAUGCCCUAGAGUGUGAAGAAGGUAUCCACCCGCCUUUGGACCCUGGGUUGCAAGAUGCCGUGGUCGAACUUUUUGUUCGUUGCGCCAUGAGUCUUGCCAUUGCUUGUGGGUAUUCGGCGGAUUAUUUCCAGGACUUUGGUGCCAUGAGCGAUGAGGAUCUGGAGAUUGAGCGCAACGAUGUGAGGGACGUCAUUCGAACUGUGGCUGUGUCAGAACGUGGUGGUUCUACAGCUUUUGCCGAUGUGACACGGCCUCCGCUGGAGGUGACGCUGAAAGUCCUAGCCAGACUAUUGCAUGCCUGCUUCGAGUCAAUCGAUGCUUCCCGGAAAGCCAGUCAGUUGUUUCACGAAACGGCCGUGCAUUGCUACUCGGCUUUGGCAAAAUCUCUGAACCAGCUGUCAAAGUUCUAUGCAAAGACUGGCCAACCAUCGGUCGCUCCGGAAAUUCUGGGACUGGCCCUUCAAAUCAUGACCACGUCGCUUCAGAUUGUGAUUGAAGGAUUCACUUCGUCGUCUCUGCAGGACCUUUUUCCUGUCAGCCGAAUUGCCAACCUAGCAAUAGCUGCUUUGUCGCCGAUGAUGUCAAACUUGUGCACUAUACCAAGAUUUGAAGAGGACGUGAAGGCGGCUUUGAGACUUUCAUUGAGUGUCGCUGCCAUGUCCGUGGCGCAGAUUCCAGAGCUUGCAACUUCGUCUGAGCUGGGAAAUGCAACUUAUGACAUUCGUGGGGCAGCACGAGGGCCGGGUGGUGAGGAUCACGUGGGAUGCCUGGCCAUCAUGAGGUUGACAUUCGAAUCAGAACAACUGGCAGGAAAGCUCAUCGAGGCAGCGGGCACUGACAUAUCGCAGCUGGGCCAACUACACUCUCAGUUAAAGUCAAUUGAAGUGAAACGCGGCAAGGGGAUUGUUCAUGGCGAAGGGAGCACCCCAACGUCUAGAAGAAUCCUUUUGGGUGUCAUCUGCCACUUGGAAAUCGUCUCCAAGGGAUCAGCAGGUUGCUCAUCCAUGCUGACCGAGAUUUUUCACAAUGCCUUUUCGUCAAUUGCCAGUUUCGCCAAUUCGGACCAGUCAUACCUGGAUGACGACAAAGUGAUUUUUCAAAUCUGUGAAUCCACCUGGGAUCUUGCUGCGUUUUCGCCUAUCAUCGUCGAAUCUCUAUUCGCUUCGGAAGGGGAGCAUGCGACAACAAAACUUGAUUGCUUGAGGGUACUCACAAAAUGCAUAUGCCGCGGGUAUGAAAGGCCGUCAAUAUAUGACGAGGGGACGCAGCCAGCUGCCGUUAUUAUGGUUGCCAUGGAGUGGAACCGUUUGAGAGCGGGUUUCUUUGCGUUGCUGAAGACAAGCAUAUCAGCAAAGAUGCCACAAACUCUGUUUGAGAGUGUUGAGGCAAUCAUCCGAUCCGAGUGUGAAGCUGCACAAGUUCAGUGCCAAGCAGGUCCAUCAUCAGGAUCCUCAAUUUUCAAUGAUGAGGUGGUCUCUGCUGAGCAUAUCCCGGCUGGACUCUUUGUUCGCAUUAUUCAAGAAAUGAUCGAGUCUCUACAGGAAAAACCAAACAAUGAAACAGCUCUUGGAAGCUGCGUGACGACACUCGAAAGAGUCAAGCCAUAUGUGCUCGGCGCAGUAACUCAUCCAUGUCAAGACCCGCAAUGCUUCGCCGAUCCCCGUCCUGCACUUUUUGAAGCUUGGUUCUUGGUGAUGGCGACGUUGUCCAACAAGGCAGCCACGUUGCAGGUAGGAAGUGAAGCUACCCUCCGAAACCUGUUGGUGGACUCUUGUGUUGCCGCGAUUUCCCUUCUGUUCAGCCCUUUCCUCAGCAAAACACGAGAUCUACGAAGCCAGAGUCCUUGCCUCAGCUUUGAAGGACCCCAAACACUCGCGUUGAUGGAGUUUCUCUGCAGCUACUUUGCAUUGGGACCAGCCAUGUUGCAACCUGCAUGCCACGAAUUGAUUCGGAGAUUCCCGAUUGAUACUGCAAAGGCAAACCAAUUCACCACGGACGUACAGUGUCAUAGUGUUGCCAUCAUUGGAGCUGCACUGUACAGGGUUGCACAAGGAGCAUUGCCUCCAUGGUCUGUCGAAUCCAUCCAUGAGGUCUAUGCCGCGCUCUUUCUUGCUCUCAACAGAGAUGUGAAUGCCUUUGGCAGCAUGUUGCAUCUGGGAAUGGAAAUCCGUCUUGCACCGGGCGCCAAUAGGGGGGGUGUCAAAUCCGAGGAGCUUUUGUCGGGCCCUCUCUUUGAGGGGGUCAAGCAGCCUGCCAAGCAAAGGUUCGUACAGGAGUCCGUGGAGCUGUGCAAACAAGACAACAACGGCGCCUGGAAACGGAUGAAAGUGUUGUUGAAGAAGUUUUGUGGUGGAAAGAAGAUUGGUACAGAUUUUGCCCAAAAGUCAUCGCCCACAAACUGGCUGUUUGAAAGAGUUUAGAGAUUGCAUUCUUAACUAGCUAGCUAGUGCUAUCUUCCAAGAGAGCAUGAUGUUUCAGCAUGGCUUAUUACACUGUAGGUCAAUGCAAACUCGCCACGGCUCUCAAUCAACUGAACCUACUACGAUGUAGCUAGCUACUAGCCUCUUCCUCUUUC
Molecule: messenger RNA, 2890 nt
Organism: Seminavis robusta
Lineage: Eukaryota; Bacillariophyta; Bacillariophyceae; Naviculales; Naviculaceae
Source: the annotation of a GenBank genome assembly